This is a messenger RNA of Dracunculus medinensis (Guinea worm), 273 nucleotides long. NCBI's taxonomy places the organism in Eukaryota, Metazoa, Nematoda, Chromadorea, Rhabditida, Dracunculidae. The record is from the annotation of a GenBank genome assembly.
AUGCCAAAUUCCAUAUUAAAAUUGAAAUUAGUCGCAGGAAAUGGAAUUAUUAAUCAGAAAUUUGUUUUCCGUUUCGUUUCGAGUGAAAGUGACGGCGGAAAGCUUUCGCCGAGGGCGCGCAAGCGUCGGCGGCUCGCCGGCGCACUCGCGUUCCACCCCGGUGGGAGGUUGCUCCGUGCCUCUGCUGCUGCGAACCAUGCUCGCGAUUGGUGUUUCGAAUCGGAUCCUCAAGGUCCGCCUGUGCGUCUGUUUCCUCAAGCGGCCGUGCGUUGA